Molecule: messenger RNA, 3313 nt
Organism: Misgurnus anguillicaudatus (oriental weatherfish)
Lineage: Eukaryota; Metazoa; Chordata; Actinopteri; Cypriniformes; Cobitidae
Gene: tlr21
Product: toll-like receptor 21
Biological process (GO): inflammatory response; signal transduction
Cellular component (GO): plasma membrane
Molecular function (GO): protein binding; signaling receptor activity
Source: RefSeq, a predicted model, not a curated record
CCUGAAACCCUUUUUGUUCCUCUUUUGGUUCGUGUGAAAAGAGAACCCCCAUUUUAAAGUAAGAGAAAGAUAGUUUGCAAUAGUUGAAAAUCUGGAAUGAUUUCAUAAAGCUGGCUGUAAAUUGGACUAGGAGCUGUUUAUCCUUUGCAAGUGAAUAUUCAAACCCAAUACUAUUGAUUUAUGGUGAAUGCUAUGAAUGGGAAACAUGUAAAAUUGGAAUGAAACUAAGUCUGAAAAAACAUGGCAAAUUCUGCAUGUCGUGAGUUGGUCGUAAAAGCAAUAUUUACAUGCCUAUUUGAACUUGCCUUCAGCUACAGUUUCAGGAGUUGCAUACAGAUCCCAGAUUAUAACCGUACGACCUACAGAUGUGUUAAACCGCACGAACCAGAAAUAACUUCAAUAGUGAGAGAUUUGUUGCCCGCUGCGACGAACCUUACAGUGUCCUUUAGCAACCUCAAAGAAAUUCCUGAAGGAACCUUCAAACAUCUGCCUAAUCUGAACGCCCUUGUUUUGGACUACAACCAGCUUAAUAGUAUCCACAAAGAUGCUUUCAAUAACCUGACAAAACUUAAGAGUUUGAACUUGUCCUGCAAUGACAUGACAUCUCUCCAUCGUAAUGUCUUCAGUGACCUGCACAACCUUGAAGAGCUGCUCCUGGCAAACAACAGUCUGACUAACAUUGACACGUCUCUCUUUUCCAAUUUGUCGAACCUACAGACUCUAGACCUGCGCAGGAACUACCUGAAGAACUUCUCUGCUUUGGUUCAAAGCAUAACACACCUGUCAAACUUGACCAAACUGGACCUUUCGUUUAACUUACUAACCACCCUGCAUCACUCCGCCCCUCUGCCAGUGUCACUUGCCUGGCUCUAUCUCAGUAAUAAUAAUCUGUCUGAACUUGGAUGUGAUAAGAAUUUUCUCAUGUAUGUCAAAGUGCUUGAUUUCUCAGACAAUGCGUUGCUGUCAUCCCAGACUUUUCAGGGUCUGAAUCUGGGGAACGUAACAUACCUGCGUUUGCGUUUUACCAACGUCUCUGUAAUCAGUCUUCUUAAAAAUACCACUGUUCAACCUUGGAACAUCGACUUCUCGGGUUUGAAACUGAAGGACAAUAACAUACAUUCACUAUGUGUUCUUUUGCGAUCCCACAAGAAACAAUUGCCCAAACUGAUCCUCCAGAGCAAUUUCAUUAGAUCUUUUGUCAACUUCACAUUUAAUUAUUGCCCCAAUAUCACCAAUAUCAUUGACCUCUCACGAAAUGAUAUUAAAAAAACAGACUGCUUUAAGUUUCUGAAUAAACAGAGCAAACUUAAAACUCUGAAGUUAGAGCAUAACCAUCUGACCAGGCUAUUUACCUGCAAACCAGCAAAGAAGCUUUACAGCCUGAGAAAUUUGAGCUUUCGUUACAACCGUAUUCUAGAGGUCAGUGGUUAUGCCUUCAGUCAUACACCCAAAAUAACAAACCUUGAGCUGAAUAUUAAUAUAAUAGCCUAUAUGGACCAUAAAGCUUUGAGUGGACUCAGAGAUCUCAUAACACUCCGUCUAGACAACAACCUUUUGAGCGAUGUCUUUAAUGACAGCUUUGAAGACCUCGUCAGCCUAAAAACCCUUAACCUGCGCAACAACCAGUUAGCUGUGAUCUUUGACGAUUCCUUCCGUUUUCUUCAAAAUCUGACCAUUUUAGAUCUAGGUGGGAAUAAGAUCUCACAGCUGAGACCGCGUGCCUUUAAAGGUCUGAAAAGCUUGGCUAAUCUCUAUUUAGAUAGAAAUCGUCUUAAAGAGAUUGACGGCACGCUCUUUGGGAAACUUCAUGUCACGCUUCGUGUGCUGGAUUUAGAAGCGAACCACAUUGUGUAUUUCACAGAACAUACACACUCUCCAUUUAUAAACUUAUCGAAACUUCUCGACUUAAAACUCGACGCGCAGCAGCCAAAUGGUAUAAACUUGUUGCCUCGUGCGUUUUUCCGUGGCCUCACUUCUCUGAAGAGUCUCUAUCUCACCAACAACCACAUUACUGGAUUCGGUGACGAUACAUUCGAUGACCUAACAAACUUAGAGUUUUUAACUCUGGACAAUUCGUGUGUUGGUAUCGCCCAACUCAAACCGGGUAUUUUCAAAAACCUCCGAAAACUGACGACUUUAUAUGUGGAGAACAUGGGCAUUAAAUAUUUCUCAAAAGAGGUCUUUGGAAAUCUCACAGCACUGAAAGUACUACAUCUCAAUCGCAACGCCAUGCUGUCUUUGGACAUAGGUCUGCUGGAAAAUCUCACCAAACUUACAUAUAUGGACUUGCGCAGUUGUCCUCUCAGUUGCGGCUGCCAAAAUUCUGAUCUACAGAACUGGACCGUAAGCAACCAAAGACUCCAAUUUCCGUAUCUUUACAAUAUUACAUGCCAAGAUCACCCAGGGUCAUACUUUCACAACUUUGACACAAAUGUCUGUUAUUUAGACCUAGGACUCUACCUGUUUUCCUCAACCUAUGCAUUUACAGUUUUAUUUACCUUACUGCCACUCCUCUACGACAGACUUUACUGGAAAUUUAAGUACGGCUACUACGUCUUUCGAUCGUGGUUUGGCGAACAGUGGCGGCGUUUACGGGACCAAGAGGAGAACUACAAGUUCGACGCUUUUAUUUCCUAUAACUCAGCAGAUGAAAAAUGGGUAAUGGAAGAGCUGUCGCCGAACCUGGAGGGCUCUUCGUUUCGGCUCUGCCUCCACCACAGGGACUUUGAGCUUGGACGCGAUAUCGUCGACAACAUUGUGGCUGCCGUAUACGGUAGCCGCAAAACAAUCUGUGUGGUCAGCCAGAGCUUCCUUCGCAGUGAAUGGUGCUCUUUGGAAAUCCAGCUGGCCAGCUACCGUUUAUUUCAAGAAAUGCAGGAUGUGCUUUUGCUGGUCUUCUUGGAGCCUAUUGCUGAACGGCAACUGUCCGCUUAUCAUCGUAUGAGGAAGGUCAUGCUCAAAAAGACCUAUUUACAGUGGCCUGGGUCAGACUGUUCGGAUCCAGCCAGUGCGAAAGAACUGUUCUGGAGCCAGCUAAAGAGAGCACUGAGGAGUGGCAACACUGCAGGCCAAGAGGAGCAGAAGUUGAAGGAGGACAAUGAUCAGAAGAGACAAGAGAAAGCGGGUGUGGAGGAAAGAGAAUAUUUUGUGAAUCAGACACCAACAGAUGAUGAAAUAUAUUACCUGAUGCCCUAACUCACAACCUGAACAUAUUUUAAUCACUAUCAUGCAUUACAAGCAUGCAAUAAUAAUACUAAUAAUAAUCAUACUGCUAAUACUGCUAAUAAUGGAUGCACAUAAUUGAUUUUGUGUU